ACUCUCUCUUUUCUCGCCCUUCUCUUUCUCUAAAACCCAUGAAACACGACUUUUCCUGUGUUAAGGCUACUGCUAAGAGUUCAACUAGUGAUGAUCUUGAGAGUGGUCGUCCUUCGACGCACUUUCCUCCCUCUUUUUGGGGAGAUUACUUCCUCUCACUUUCCGUCGACGAUUCCGAAUUUGACAAAAUAGCGAGAGAGAUUGAAUCUGUGAUGAAGCCAAACGUGAGAGACAGGCUCAUCUCUUCUCACAACAGCAAUAAGGACAAGAUUCGGUUAAUCCAUUUGCUUAUAAGCCUUGGCAUCUCGCAUUACUUUGAGACCGAGAUUGAGAUGAUCCUAAACCAGGCUUUUGAAGAGUUAGACGGAAUAAUGGCCGAGGAAGACGAUUUGAAAACAAUCUCCAUCAUGUUUGAGGUUUUUCGACUUUAUCAGCACAAUAUUUCAUGCGAUACCUUGGUAAGAUUCAAAGGUGAAGAUGGGAGGUUCAAGGAGAGUCUAGUCGGGGAUGUUAGAGGAAUGCUACAAUUAUACCAAGCAGCGCAUCUUGGGACACCCUCUGAAUACAUAAUGGAGGAAGCCAAGAGUUUCACUAGGAGCCAGUUGGAGUCUUUGGUAGUGAGUACUACUAUUCCUCCACAUCUCUCCUCACAUAUUCGUGACGCCUUGUAUAGAGCUCGUUAUCAUAACAUGGAAAUACUAGUCGCAAGAGAAUACAUCUCUUUCUACGAACAAGAAGAAGGUCAUGACCUCACGCUUCUCAAGUUUGCAAAGCUCAAUUUCAACUAUUGCCGUUUGCAUUACAUCCACGAGCUCAAAACUCUCACCAAAUGGUGGAAAGAUCUAGAUAUCCCCUCUAAGCUUCCUUACGCGAGGGAUAGAAUUGUGGAGACCUAUUUCCCUUCGUUGGGAGUAUAUUUCGAGCCACGAUUUUCACUUGGGAGAAUUAUAAUAACUAAAAUUAUCAUCAUCCUGGUUGUUUUGGAUGACACAUGUGAUUCAUAUGCAACUUUUCCCCAAGCUAAAUGUCUCAUUGAUUCUUUGCAAAGGUGGGAUCUUGAAACGAUUGACGAACUACCAAGCUAUUUGAGAAUAGUCGUCCGAUUAAUAUUGGAAACUAUGGGAGAGAUUGAAAGAGAAAUGAAGCCCCGAGGAAGAUCUGCUAGUGUACAACACACGAUUGAUGAGACUAAGAGCCUAGGGAGAGCGUACCUAGCAAUAUCAAAAUGGGCAAGUGCAGGUCACGUGCCAACCUUCGAAGAGUACAUGGAGGUUGGGCUGGUCACCGCGGGGAUGGAUGAUUUUGCAUCAUACAGCUUUAUCGCAAUGGAAGAUUGUGACGAGAAACCAUUGUACGAAUGGUUCAACUCCAAGCCAAAAAUCUUCCAAGCUUUGUGUGCUAUAUAUCGUAUAAACAACGACAUUGUCACCUACGAGAGAGAGAUGAGCACCGGAGAGGUGGCGAAUGGGGUCAACUGUUACAUAAACCAACACGAUGUUACUAAAGAAGAAGCGGUUGGAGAACUGAGUAAGAUGGCUAGAGAUAACUAUAAGAUAGUCAUGGAGGAGCUCUUGACGACAAUCGAUGUGCCGCGACCAGUUCUGGUGCGUUGCCUCAACAUUGCACGCUUGAUCGAUGUGUUUUGCAAGGAUGGUGCUGAUGAAUUCAGCAAUCCGCAUGGAAAGCUCAAAGAUCUCAUCACCUCUCUGUUCAUUCAUCCUAUUCCGUCGGCCCUUGGCACACUUUCUCCCACUCUUUGGGGAGAUCACUUCCUUUCUGUUCCCCUCAAUGCCGAUGAAUUUGAUGAUUUCUCAAGAGAAAUUGAAGUGAAGAUGAAGCCAAAAGUGAGAGACAUGCUCAUGUCUUCCAAAAACGGCGACAAAUAUAGGAUCUGUCUCAUCCAUUUGCUAAUUAACCUCGGAAUCGCAUAUCAUUUCGAGAUUGAGAUUGAUGAGAUUCUUAGCCAAGCUUUCCAGAAUUUGGAGGACUUGAUAGCCAAGGAAAAUGAUUUGGAAACAAUCUCCAUCAUGUUUGAGGUUUUCAGACUGCGAGGUUACUAUAUGCCUUGCGAUGCAUUCAAUAGAUUCAAAGGUGAAGAUGGGAGGUUCAAGGAAAGUCUAGCUGAAGAUAUUAGAGGGAUGCUACAGUUGUACGAAGCAGCACAUCUCGGGACACCAUCUGAAGAUAUAAUGGACGAAGCAUUGAGUUUCACUCGGUAUCACUUGGAGUCAUUGAUAGGUCAUCCCGCAGUUAGUGCUAGUCCCCAUCUCUCUAUGCAUAUAAAAAACACGUUGAAUAGAGCUCGAUAUCAUAACAUGGAGAUAAUAGUCUCAAGAGAAUUUAUCUCUUUCUACGAUCAAGAAGAAGAUCACAACGAGACGCUGCUCAAGUUUGCAAAGCUCAACUUUAAUUAUUGCCGGCUUCAUUACAUCCAAGAGCUAAAAGAUCUGACCAAAUGGUGGAAGGAGUUAGAUCUUGCAUCUAAGCUACCUUAUAUCAGGGACAGAAUUGUAGAGGUCUAUUUUGGGACACUCACAAUGUAUUUUGAGCCACGGUAUUCGCUUGGGAGAAAUAUAGUCACUAAACUUUCCAUGCUUGCGACUGUUUUGAAUGACACAUGUGAUGCAUAUGGAACUCUUCCUGAAGUUACAAGUCUCGUUGAUUCUUUCCAAAGGUGGGAUCUUGGGGAAACUGAAAAGCUACCAAGCUAUAUAAGAAUCGUCUUUCGAAGUGUGUUUGAUACUUUAGAAGAGAUUGAACAAGAAAUGAGGCCACGAGGAAGAUCACACAGUGUGCAAGUAGCCAUAGAUGCGAUGAAAAAGUUGGGGAAAGCAUACUUGGCCCUCGCAAAAUGGGCACGCGCAAGUCACGUGCCAACCUUUGAGGAGUAUAUGGAGUUUGCGAUGCAAACAUCAAUGGAUCAAUAUGCAGCCUAUAGUUUUAUCGUUAUGGAAGAUUGUGAUGAGAAUCAAACGUGCGAGUGGUACAAUUCCAGACCCAAAAUGAUGGAAGCUUUAAAUGGCGUAUUCCGUCUUAAGAACGACAUAAUUACCUAUGAGAAAGAGACGAGCAGAGGAGAUGUGGCUAAAGGGCUGAAUUGUUACAUGAAGCAGCAUGGUGUUACCAAAGAAGAAGCGGUUGGAGAAUUGAACAAGAUGGCUAGUGAUUAUUACAAAAUAAUAAUGGAAGAGUACUUGACGACAACUGCUGUGCCACGCCCGAUUCUGGUGCGAUGCCUCAACGUUUCGCGACCCGUUGAUCUUUACUACAGGGAUAGUGAUGAAUUCACAGAUCCUUCUUUCGGAAAGCUCAAAGAACCCACAAAACACGACUUGUUCGUUGUAAGGUCUACUAAGAGUAAUGAUGAUCUUGAGAGUAGUCGUCCUUUGACGCAAUUUUCUCCCUCUCUUUGGGGAGAUCACUUCCUCUCUGUUUCCCUCGAUAGCGCUGAAUUUUAUGAACUAGAAAGAGAGAUUAAAACUACCAAGCCACUGGUGAGAGACAUGCUCAUGUCUUCUCACAAUAGCUACAAGGAGAAGAUUCGUUUCAUCCAUUUGCUUGUCAGCAUGGGGAUCUCUUAUCAUUUUGAUAAGGAGAUUCAAGAUAUCCUUAACCACAGUUUCACAAAGUUGGAAGACAUAAUAGAAAAGGAAAAUGAUUUGGAAACAAUCUCUAUUAUGUUUGAGGUCUUUAGGCUAUACGGUCAUAAGAUGUCUUGUGAUGCCUUUGAUAGAUUCAGAGGUGAAGAUGGGAGGUUCAAGGAGAGUCUAGCCACAGAUGUUAGAGGAAUGCUACAGUUGUUCGAAGUCUCGCAUCUCGGAACACCCUCUGAAGAUAUAAUGGACGAAGCACUAAGUUUCACGCGAAAUCACUUGGAGUCUUGGAUAGGUGGUAACGUAUCUGGUGCUACUCCCCAUCUCUUCAAGCAUAUACAAAACUCCUUAUACAUACCUCGAUACUGUAACAUAGAAAUGGGGAAGGACUUAGAUCUUGCAUCUAAGUUACCUUACAUUAGGGAUAGACUUGUGGAGUGCCACUUUGGGUCUCUGGGAACGUAUUUUGAGCCACAGUAUUCCCUUGGGAGAAUCAUAUUGGCUAAAAUCAUGAUGAUCGUGGUUGUUGUGGAUGACACAUAUGAUGCAUAUGCAACUCUUCCCGAAGUUACCGCUCUUACGGAAUGUUUGCAGAGGUGGAACAUUGCUGCUAGUGAUCAACUACCAGACUAUUUGCGAAUCGUCCUUAUAAGUUUAUUUGAAGUCAUAGGAGAGAUUGAACGAGAAAUGAGACCGAAAGGAAGAUCAUACGGCGUGAAACAAGCGGUAGAGAAGCUCAAGAUCCUUGUGAAGGCAUACCUAGAGAUAACAAAGUGGGCACGGACGGGUCAUGUAUCAACCUUUGAUGAGUACAUGAAGGUUGGGUAUGUGACAGGUGCGAUGGGUGAUUUUGCAGCGUACAGCUUUAUUGGUAUGGAAGAUAUAAAUGAGAAGGAAGCUUAUGACUGGCUCGAUUCCAAACCCCUAAUCAUCAAACAUCUGUCUUUAAUGUUCCGUCUAGCAAAUGACGUAGGAACCUACGAGACCGAGAUGAGCAGAGGAGAGGUAGCUAAUGGGCUCAACUGCCUACAUGAAACAACAUGGAGUCACCAAGGAAGAAGCAUCCCAAGAGUUGCGUAAAAUGUACAGAGACAACUACAAAGUGGUUAUGGAGGAGUUCCUGAACACACAUGAUCAUGUGCCGCGCCAAGUUCUUCUGCGAUGCCUCAACUUGGCACGCAUCUUCGAUGUGUUCUACACGGAAGGUGAUGGAUACAGUGAUCCCAAAGGCAAAAUCGAACACUUUAUGACAUCCUUGUACCUCCACCCAAUAACCCUUUCAUAAUGUC
This is a messenger RNA of Arabidopsis arenosa, 4882 nucleotides long. The record is from the annotation of a GenBank genome assembly. NCBI's taxonomy places the organism in Eukaryota, Viridiplantae, Streptophyta, Magnoliopsida, Brassicales, Brassicaceae.